AUGGCUAGUAUGUGUAAUAAAAAGAGUAAAACCGUUGAUUACCAAAACAUUUUACAAAAGAUACCAAAUGAUACCCAGAAUUUAAUACUCAAAAUAACGCGAGUUAAGAGACAGGCAUUAAUAACAGGAAAGCAGGAAAACAAUUUUGAUGAAGACCAUCUUUUAGCUUUUAUUUUAAGAAUGGAUUAUAAAAAUGAAUCAAAAUGCAAAGAAAAUAUACGAAAAUAUUGCAAAUAUUUACAAGAUGCAUAUUUAAAUUUAAAUGAUCUGGAUUCAAAGUUAAAUGAAAUAUGUCGUGAUACAGAAGGUACAAAGUGCAAAGGCUUGGAAAGUAAAAUUAAAGAAAAAUGUCAAACACUUAAAUUAGCGCUUAAAAAUCUAUUAAAUAACUCAAUGCCAUAUGAUAGAUGUGAAAUGUAUCAGCCACAAUGUCUAUUUUUAGAAACGGUAUGUUCAAAUGAAAUUACUAUCCCAUGCAAUACUCUAAGAAACAAAUGCUAUCAAAAUAGACGGGAUGAUUUAGCAAAAGAAGUUCUUUUAAGAGCGCUUAAGGAAAACCUCCAAAAUAUUGACGAAUCUCGAAAAAUGCUUAUGGAAUAUUGUCCAUUCCUAAGCAAAGAAAAUGACGAACUGAUGAAAUUAUGUCUUAAUCAAAAGGAAACCACAGAGGAACUUAGGAAAGCAGCUGAAAAUAAUUGCAAAACUCUUGAAAGUAUAAAUGGAUUAGUAUUAAAAAACAUUGAUAGUACAACAUGUUAUUCGCUACUUGAGAAAUGUUAUUUUUAUCAACCAAACUGUAACGGACAAGUAAAGGUAAAAUGUAAUGAAAUUACAAAGAAAUGCAGAGAUCAAAAGGUUGCAUACACACCUCCUGAUUAUCCUUUUGAUCCUGUAACACAAGAUAUUACAAUACAGAAAAAGACAGGUUUAAAAGAGCUUUAUAAAAGAGCUAAGUUUUAUGGAGUUUAUAUUACAAAACCUGGGAAAAAAGAUAUCGUUGAUUUUUUAUUGUUGUUAAUUCAAAAUUCGAAUAUAUCCGAUAUAGAUGAAAAUAAAUGCAUAAGUGAGCUAAAGACGAAAUGUGAUUUUCUAAAAAAUUUAAGAAAUGAUUUAAAAAGCCUUUGUGAUAAUAACGGUGAUAGGGAAAAUGUAUGUAAAACGUUAGUAAUUUCACAAGAAAAAUGUUCAAACCUAAAAAAAGAACUCUAUAAAAAGGGUCUUUCUAGUAAUAAUAACAAAAGUCCAUCAAAUCUUUAUACAUGGAGAUAUUUAACAGUGUCACUUACGGAAGAAGAUUGCGCAGAAUUGUUGUCAAAAUGUUUUUACUUAAAAUUACACUGCCCAAGAAAUCUUAAUGUGGCAUGUAGAAAUCUCAAAGCAGCAUGUUAUAAAAAAGGACUCAGUGCUGAAGCAAGUGAAAUAUUAGAGAAAGAAAUGCAUAACGUUUUCGAUGGAUUAAAGAAAGACAAUAAUAACCUUAAAAAAUGCCAAGAAAUAUUAGUAAAAAAGUGCAAAGCUCUUGUAGAUAAAACUCAAGAACUUUUUAUUUUAUGUAUUGAUCCAAGAAAUGCAUGUAUAAUGCUUUUGAAUGAUAUAAAAUUAAGGCAUGAAUAUCUGUUUCAGGUUUUAAAUAAGAUAAGAGAUAUGCCUGAGGAACACGAAUGUUUUAAAUUUCAAAAAUUAUGCGAACAACACAAAAAUUAUUCAGAUUUAAUACAUAAACCGUGUACUACAUUAAGAAGACGCUGCAGUUAUUUAAGUAGUGUAAAACAACUAAAAGAUUAUUUAUUAAAAAAAAAUGAAAGUUUUUUUUCAAAUAAGAGUCAUUGCAUAGAAGAUUUAGGAAAUGAAUGCCGUAGAUUAUUUAAAAGGAGAGAGAAUCCAUUUAAUUAUUCAUGUGUUUGGCAAGAAGAGACAUGCGAUUUAAUCUAUUUAGAACUUAUAAGCCAUUGUAAUACACUGGUAAAAAAUAUGAAGAACCUAAAAGUAAUUCAAGAAGUAAAAGAUGAUGUUAGAAAAGAAGAAAUUUGUACUAUUUGGGUACCUUAUUGUGAACAGCUUUCACCACUUUGUAAUAAGCUUACAGAAAAAACUGAUUGGGAAAAUGGUGAACUUUGUAAAAAAUUAAUAGAUGAAUGCAAAAUUUUCCUUCAGAAAAAAAAUUUAGAAGAUGAAAUAGCUUAUGAGUUGAAAGGUAAUUUGUCUACAAAAGAGGAUUGCAUGUUGGUGCUUAAAAAAUAUUGUACACACUGGGAAAAUACAAACAAUCUUAGAUUUGUCAAUAUGUGUAAAAGUAUUACUAAUAAUGAUCAUGAAAAAGUCAAGGAAGAGCUUUGUGAAAGACUCGUUAGCCGAAUAGCUAAACAAUGUUCUAAGUUAUUAAAAGAAAUCAUAAAAGUGCUACCUGAAUUGCAAAAAAAGCAAGAAGAAUAUGAGGCUGUUAAAAAAGAAGUAAAUGAUGAGAUGAAAAAACUUAAAGUUGUUUUGUCAGAGGCAGAAACAAGAAUUAAUAACUUAACAGAAAAAGAUGUAUCCGGAGUAUCGAAUAAAAUGAUAAACAUUGUUUCAGGAUUUCGAUUGAUGAAAAGAGAAAAUCUAAAAGCUGAAAUUACAGAAAAAGAAUUACUGGUAUUUGAAAAGGCAUCACGAGUUUAUGGGUUAUAUUUAGUUUUAAAAAAAAAAUGCCAUCUUUUAUUGAAAGAUUGCAGGUUCAAAAAAGAAUGUAAUUAUGAAGAUGAGUGUGAAAAGAUAGAAGACAUAUGUAAAAAGUUGGAACCAUUCCAAGUAAUACCAUAUCUAACAAAGACAAUGACCGAGGAAGUAACAACAAUGGAAACAGAGACAAUUAUAGAGAAAACUACAACUACAAAAAAGAUUGAAGAGACUGAAAACAGGGAAAAGACAAUUACGGAAGAUGAAAUUUGUACAACAAUUAACACGAUAGAUAUAUGGGUUACGCAUAUUUCGACAUAUAUAAGCACAUCUAUAAAAACGUCAAUACAUACAACAACAAAAACGUCAACAAUAACAUCAACAGUUACAUUAAUGUCUACAAAAAAAUUUAAGCUUACAAAAUCUACAGCAGAGAAAGAUGAUAUAAGAGUCGUAGAGCCAAAUAAAGCGGCAAAAAUAACUGGAUUAAGUUUUAUGAAAAGAUCUUUAAUAGUGAUAAUUAUUUCAUUUGUAAUUUAA
This is a messenger RNA of Pneumocystis jirovecii RU7, 3192 nucleotides long. RefSeq lists its product as uncharacterized. NCBI's taxonomy places the organism in Eukaryota, Fungi, Ascomycota, Pneumocystomycetes, Pneumocystales, Pneumocystaceae. The transcript has a single exon. The record is from RefSeq and is a predicted model, not a curated record. Bases 1 to 3192 code for a protein of 1063 amino acids.